AUGGCUGUCAGCGUAGCAAAGGACAGAGGCUGGUUUAAAACGUACACGCCCUUCAAAUCAACAGUAAAUUCCUCGCCCUUCUUCGGCCCGCACACGCAAACUCCCGUGCUGGGAAUCGGUACCGUCGAAAUCCCCACCAAACGCUCUCCGAAUGCUUCAGGUGUAUCUUCGCAUCGAUCUCUCAUUCUUCACGAGGUCUUGCACGUGCCUGACUUUAUUUGCAACACCAUUGGGCAACCACUCAUGUACACUGAUGGAUACAACGUAGUGACAUUCGGCGGCAAAAGCGGAAAGCACAAAGGCACCAUCAAAGACAGCAAGGGUAAAAACGCUGCCUAUUUCGCCUCUAAAAGCCCAUUGUUCGGUAUCAAAGUGCGCCGGUCACCGAACGGGCCAAGGCUCGGUCCGUACGCGCUCAAGAAGGACGUGAUGUACGUGCUAGGCUGCCGAUGGGACGAUGCCGAGAGGCGUAAGUGGGAAGAAUUCAAAGCCAGAGAUGGACUCAUCACUCCGGAGCCAAAUGCUGCGCCUUACACGGCCGAAGAAACUUCGUUCCUCAAGAAACACUAUCGCUCUGAAUAUCACUUCUUGAGACAGCACGGGCUCAGUAUCUACAAAGAAGAAGACCGCGAAGAGGGACGGGUGAUUUUACGCGCCAUCAUGCGUGAGGACGAGAUGUCCGAGCUGGGAGGGUCCGGGGAUGAGGAGGAUGAUUUUGAUUUGUCACGUCUCGAAGGCCAUCAGGCAGACUACAACUUCACGGAACGCCAGCUUGAUUGGAUCGAACAGUACUAUGGCAAUUCGGAGCAGUUCAUGAUUUCGUAUGGACUCAAGUUCUACCGUGAAGAGGAUCUUGAGGAGGCAAAGGCCAUUGUGGAUGUCAUGAUGGAUGGAGAUGAUUAG
This is a messenger RNA of Alternaria metachromatica, 903 nucleotides long. RefSeq lists its product as uncharacterized. The record is from RefSeq and is a predicted model, not a curated record. The transcript has a single exon. NCBI's taxonomy places the organism in Eukaryota, Fungi, Ascomycota, Dothideomycetes, Pleosporales, Pleosporaceae. The coding region runs from base 1 to 903 and encodes 300 amino acids.